GUUGAAUCCAAUAUGGCGCCGUGUUUGCUAUUGAAGUGCACUACGCAGGGCGAUAAAUAAUAACCCGUGCACACUAUAUAGUGAGUUUAUGUUUAAGGAGAGCACAUUUUAGGACACAGCCGCAGUGUCGCUGUUAGUGAAGUUAGCUAGCAUAUCCGACUAGUGUUAGUUUCGCUAUUCGGUUUCGUGUAAUUUGAGCAUGAAGUAUAUUAGAGAGUAUAAAGAAUAGGAAAAGUGUGUUAUCUGUAGUAUGUCAGCUGUGUGCAGGACAGGGUUGAGUUGCUGCUGAUGUUUUUCACCUCUGACAGGAAAUAAAAACGAGGUUUUGCUCGAGGUUUAGGAGUGUAACUUUGAGACAGAAGCAGUAACAUGCUCAGACUUGAUGCAGCUUUUAGGUUUACAGGGUGUGUGUGUGAGCAGAUGUGAGCAGAUGUGAGCAGAUGUGAGUGUGCAGGUGUUAAUUUACAGACAGAGCAGGAUUUCAGACAGAAAAGUGCAGGAUGUCUGACGGGGAUGAUGAUGUGCCUCUCAUCUUAACCUGGGAUGAAACAGCUGAUCUGCUGGAGGAGAACGGCGUCGGGACCUACGAUGCUCUAAACAACAUGAGCAACCCCACAGCCCCGGACUCCAACUGCCCGAAUUCCUUGCGGCAGAGUUGGGAGAUGAACUACCAGGAAGCAGCCAUAUAUCUGCAGGAAGGGGAGAAUAAUGAUAAGUUUUACACACACCCGCGGAACCCCCGCGCUCUCAGUGCCUACCUGUUCGUCCACAAUCACCUGUUCUACCUGAUGGAGCUUCUGACCGGAACGCUGCUCAUGCUGCUGUCACUGUCCGAGGCUCCGGCUGUUCCCCCGCUCCGACUCGACGUCUACGUUCAUGCCACUCUGGAGCUCUUGGCGUUGGUGAUGGUGGCCUUUGAGUUGUGUAUGAAGCUCCGGUGGCUCGGCUUUCACACGUUCAUACGGCACAAGAGAACCAUGGUGAAGGCGAGUGUGUUGCUGAUCCAGUUCGUCGAGGCGAUCGUAGUGUUAGUGAGACAGACGUCUCACCUGCGCGUGACCCGAGCCCUCAGACCCAUCUUCCUCGUCGACUGUCGCUACUGCGGUGCCGUGCGCAGGAACCUGCGUCAGAUUUUCCAGUCGCUUCCUCCGUUCAUCGACAUCCUCCUCCUCCUGCUCUUCUUCAUGGUCAUCUUCGCCAUCCUCGGCUUCUGUCUGUUCUCCACCAACCCAGCCGACCAUUAUUUUAAUACGCUGGAGAACAGUAUAGUGAGUUUGUUCGUUUUGCUCACUACUGCAAAUUUCCCGGACGUGAUGAUGCCGGCGUACUCGCGGAAUCGCUGGUCCUGCAUUUUCUUCAUCGUUUAUCUCUCCAUCGAGCUCUACUUCAUCAUGAACCUCCUCCUGGCCGUGGUGUUCGACACGUUUAACGGUGUGGAGAAAGUGAAGUUCAAGUCGCUUCUUCUACACAAACGCUCUGCGAUCGAACAUGCCUUCCAGCUGCUGGUGAGCCGCCAGGUUGUGUUUGUGUUACAGGAGGGUGUGACAUCACAGACGAGUCACUGGAGUCGCCUUUACUUCAUGACCUUCUAUAUCGUCACCAUGGUUGUCAUGACGAUAAUCGUGGCAUUCAUCCUCGACGCGUUUGUGUUCCGGAUGAACUACAGUCGCAAAAACAGAGAACCACAAGACGACCUGGAAGAUGAGAAGGGGAUCGUGUUUGAAGCAGAAGUGUCUCGUGGUGAAGCGUUACAGACGCUGGAACUUUACAAACACACACUUGCUGGGACGAACAUCAGCUCGCUGCAGGAAAUGUGUGUGUCCAUGGACAGGAAUGGGCUCUCGAGUGUAGUGUUCCAGGGUCGAAGGUCGCGCACUAAAAGUGACCUGAGCAUGAAGAUGUAUCAGGAGGAGAUACAGGAAUGGUAUGAAGAAUAUUCCAGAACGAAUCUACCUCAGCCUGACUGUGCGCUCCAUCCAGACCUGGACAGCUCUGAUCCCUUACACAGCAUCAACUGAUACACACACACACACACACACACACACACACACACACACACGAAUCAUGAACACCUGACCGCACACACACACACACACACACACUCCAGGAUGAAUGUUGUUUUAUGUAGAUGAGGGACCUUCUCGGCCGUCUUUCUCCUCCUAAUAAAGGCUGCGUUGUGGGUCACCAUAGCGACGACCCCUUCCUGUAUUCUCCAUCGACUUCCGGGUCACACCUAGCAGAACUGAUUAGCCAACAGAAAGCCUUAUUUCUCUCCGCAUCCUUCUGGUUUCGUGACCAAUCAGGGAAAGACCAGCUGUCGGAUUGCACUCGGGUCCAGGAACCAUUUUAUUUUGUUUUAUUUUUCAGAAGCACAAAUGACCUUCUCCUCUCUUUUUUUUUUUUUUU
Molecule: messenger RNA, 2406 nt
Organism: Pangasianodon hypophthalmus (striped catfish)
Lineage: Eukaryota; Metazoa; Chordata; Actinopteri; Siluriformes; Pangasiidae
Gene: tpcn1
Product: two pore segment channel 1
Exons: 14
Coding region: 501-2018 (505 amino acids)
Biological process (GO): transmembrane transport; monoatomic ion transport
Cellular component (GO): lysosomal membrane; endosome membrane
Molecular function (GO): monoatomic ion channel activity; voltage-gated channel activity
Source: RefSeq, a predicted model, not a curated record